ACAUACAGCGCCUCACAGCUUAUCUAGCCCCAGCUGGUGCCUUCGGCCUCCCGGGUUUCUUCGUGCCCAAUCCUGUCCGCAGUUGCAGGCGUCCAGGUCUCGUCCUUGAGCCCCCACGGCUCUGAAACUCUUUAAAGGAUGUCCUUAAGUAGCCUGUGUAAGCUGUUGGCCAUGGAACACGCACUACGCUAGUGCACGGGCUUAACCAUCCAGCUUCUUGAGCAGACCAUUGGCCUGAAACCCAAGGCCUGAACUAAUGCAACAUACCGAACAGCCGCCUUAGCCAGGCAGCGGCAACCAUGGCGGGAAAUAGCACGCUAUUUAGGAUGUGGGUUCUGCUGACACUUGCCGCGCGUGCGGGCCAUGUGCUCGGGCAGCCGGAUCAGUUAGACGUUGUUUCAAUGGCUCUGAAGGUCAGCUGCGUCAACCGGCGCAUGGUGGACUCUUUAGAUAAGUUUCUGCAGCCCCGACCUCGGCGAUUCCACAUCGUAGCCCCGAAGGGCUGCGACCGCUUUGAGCGAUACAGCAGCAAAGUGCGGUGCUACCUGGAGGACGCGCUGGUCCCCAACCUGACCAGCGCUGUGGUGAGGGGCUGGCUGCACGACCGCUUCUCGCAGCGGCCGGCCGCCGACCUGCAGCGCGUGCUGGACCGAUCCACCUGGUUCUACCAGCAGUUCCUCAAGCUGGCUGUGGCUCAGUACAUCCCCGACCUGGCGCAGCACUUCCUCAUCUUCGACAGUGACAUGAUUGCGCUGCACCCGCUCACCUGGUUCCUGCCACUCAACGCCGACCCCGCCCGCAUCACCGGCGCCGCCCUCGUGUCGCCGCCGCUCAACGUGUCGGCCACCUCCGGCCAGCCCCUGCCGCCCCUGUACCCAGCCGCAGGCGCUGCGGCCACACGCGCCAUCGCUGCCGGCAACACGACCGCCGUCACCGCCGCCGCCUCCAACUGCACCAACCCGCACCCCUUCCUGACGCUCAUCCACGUGGGCGGCUGGAAGCCCCACGCCGGCUACCAGCACACCUACCAGCUGCUCACGGGGCGGCCCAUCAUACCCAGCCCCUCUGACGGCUCCAGCCUGGUGACGCACCACAUCCUGGUGUACAAGCCCUACAUGGCGCAGUUCCUGGGCAACAUCACCGGCCCGCAACACGCCGGCAAGCACCUGGGCUGGGCCAUGUCGGUGCUGGACGCGGUGGCGGCGCUGCGGGAGAUGGGCGAGGUGAAUGUGGGCUUCUCAGAGUACUGGUCCUACCUAAGCUGGGUGCAGGACAACUACCCCUGCACGGUGGCGUUCGCCCGGCGGCGUGAGUGGACCCGCACACCCGCCACCGCGCCCGCACCGCUGCCCAUCUCCGUGACGCCGGCCCGGCAGCGCAAGCUGAUCGAGCACAUACCCAUCUGCUGCCCCACGGCCAGCAACCUGGAGGCCACGGCCGGCGCGGGCUGGCUGUUCACGGGCUACGAGCUGGGCCACCACCACCACUGCAACUACCACCACCCCGUGUUCGAGCAGGGGUACGCAGACUGGUUCCUGGACUAGCGGGGGGGGGCGGCGGGUGGGCAGGAGAGGGGGCUCCCACGUGUCCCUGAGGAAGGUCGUUAACGAAUGCGGUACAUACCGGCGUCCAAGGGGGGUCUGGCGCUGAUGGGGGCUCUUGCCGACUGGGGCUCAGACGGAGGAGCGCGGGCGCAAGGCGGGAGUGGGGUAUACGGGUUCACGCGAGGGCACGGGGGGGCAGUGACAGGGUGCGGCCGGGACAGGCGGCUGCCGGGCGGGUGGCGUGAGAGGGGGGCGACGCCCCGGUGUGUGUGUGUGUGCGUGCGAGAGAGAGGCUUGCAUUGACAGAGGUAGGCGCCGUAAAUUUGCGGUCGCCACGCAUUCUUGCUUGCAAUUCUGGUUGGGUGGAUGGCCGCGUAUGCGUCCGCCCGCUACCCUGCUAACACUAGGAGGACGGCACCGCGUCAGCCGGCUGCUGGCUGUUGAGUCGCACCCAUGGGUGUGCGAGCUGCAGGGCUGGCAGGGCUGCGGCGAUGUCUAUUGGGGUGCUAGGUGGGCCUGUGUUUGAGCCGGCCCGGGUGGAGGUAAUUACACGUGUGGAGAGGCUGUGCAUUGAGAUUGAAUCGAAUAGCUGAAUGCUGGAGUGCCAUUGAUGAGAACGGUGACAGUCAAGUUUAUCAUGCAGGGCUGAAGAGGUAAGAAUUGGUGCAUUCCAGUCGGACAGGAGAGCAAAGGAGGUUAUGCGUGGUGGAGGACACGGCACUUGAGACCGGUUUGGAUGCAUAGCGCUGGGGUGGAGGUGGCUGUCAUUCGGUCAGCUGGUGCGCUGCGGCCUGGAUAUUCCUGGGCCGGCUGCGUGCGGCUAAGCACCGCGGGGCCGGGCUGUUGAUGCGCGCGGGGCAGUCCGCGACAUGUGCGGGUGUGAGCGCCCGGUAGCACCUGCGAAUUCUGGGUGUUCGGUGUGCGCAAUGUUAUUCCUGAUUGACGUGUUUGCGCAACGGCGUGCGCGCGUGCGCCCGUUUCAUCACAAUGCCGCUUUGACAUGGCACUGGUUGCAUGCACUGAUUGCAUGCGUUCUGUGCAAUUGAUUUGAGCACUAGGUGUACAGUAGGCAGGACUGCUGUGUUGGCUUCAGGAGCUAUGGGACAGGCCCGUUCAGGGCCGUGAGGCGGGGGAGCGGGCGCGCGGGGCCAUGGACGGGAUGCGUUUCAUUACACCGCCACAAACUACUCAAGACCUCGAAAGCAGAACUUUCCAAGUGCGGAAGGCGUGUGCGGACCCUUUGUCUUUGAAGCACGUGAGGAAAGAGGGGACGGCAGAUGGAUCCUAUUUUCAAUUUGCCCCGUGUGUGUGUGUCAGAGCGUGGAAGCGGUACGUGUGUGUUAGAGCGCAAGGAAAGAGACACGCAGGACAGCGUGUGAGGUGGGGGCGUGUUGCGGAGCAGGUACAGGGGGCACAGUUGCGUUCCAGGCAAAUGCGUGCGACCGGUACCCAGGUGCAGUACGGUACGAUGCAGGCGCGUUGGCAAGGAGAGGAAAUCGGUGACGGAGUGGCUGGUGGCGGCGUAACGCGCUGUGGUUGGGAGGUAUGCUGAUGCGCUAGCUGCGCUCGCGUGCCAGGAGCGCGGCCAGACGACAGCAGUCUACACACAUGAUGACGACGUGUGUCAGAGGUCACAUGGAAAGGUAAUGCGUGCCGGUGUGUCUGUGAGCGCACCAGCAAGUGCAAACGACUGGAUUGUCGGUGCGUCAGCACGUCCAAGGA
Messenger RNA from Chlamydomonas reinhardtii, 3266 nucleotides. RefSeq lists its product as uncharacterized. The record is from RefSeq and is a predicted model, not a curated record. The transcript is spliced from 8 exons. Bases 300 to 1544 code for a protein of 414 amino acids. NCBI's taxonomy places the organism in Eukaryota, Viridiplantae, Chlorophyta, Chlorophyceae, Chlamydomonadales, Chlamydomonadaceae.